Pseudovirgaria hyperparasitica is the source of this 1572-nucleotide messenger RNA. RefSeq lists its product as uncharacterized. The record is from RefSeq and is a predicted model, not a curated record. Gene Ontology annotation, molecular function: iron ion binding; C-4 methylsterol oxidase activity. The transcript has a single exon. The coding region runs from base 130 to 1173 and encodes 347 amino acids. Gene Ontology annotation, biological process: ergosterol biosynthetic process. NCBI's taxonomy places the organism in Eukaryota, Fungi, Ascomycota, Dothideomycetes, Acrospermales, Acrospermaceae.
ACGCCUUGACCUCCCCCACAUUCCUUUAAUAUAUCCUCACAUCCCUACGACACAUCUCUUUUUGUAUCAUCUCCUAUCAUCCUUGUCCUUGUUAUUGUUACGCCACUCGACUACCGCAACGUCGCCAUCAUGAGCGUUCAACGAGAUCCUCGUGAUUCCAUGACCUCGACAUGGCGGAAGGAUCGCAAGCAGUGGACCAUUUUCCACUACCUCAUCGACUGGCUUCAACUUUAUGGCUCCAACAUGGACCAAGAUGUCCCAGUCUUCAAGAAGACUGAUAAAAUGGCCUGGAUCCCGCACAUUGAACAGCACAAGUGGAUCGUUCUACAUGCACUGUGGCCUUUUGCGGUCCAACAAGCCUACAUCUCCUUGUACGGCAAGAACUGGAGUCCAGUCUUCUCCUUCAUUUUCUAUAACGUCGCCUUCACCCUCAAUGCCGUGCAUCAACUCCACAUGAUGCGCGGGCUCGGACAUAUCCACGGCUUCCUCGAUGGAGAUGUCCACGGCCGUGACGAGAUUCCGGAUCACAGUGUCGGCAGCGUCGUUCGCAGUCUGAUUUCCACCGCAACUUUCCGACCCAUGAUGUCCGUCUUCCUAGCAUACCGCACCAGUCAAGGCCCGCUGACGAUGAGCUUAUGGACGCCCGUCGAGAUUGGUCUUUACGGCAUCAUCCUUGACUUCUGGUUCUACUGGUACCACCGAUGCAUGCACCACUUCGACGGACUCUGGAAAUUCCACCGCCGCCACCACCUGACCAAGCACCCCAACCCUCUCCUCACCCUCUACGCCGAUACUGAGCAAGAGAUCUUCGACAUUGCCAUAAUCCCAUUGAUGACUUACCUCACACUGCGGUUCAUGGGUUUCCCUAUGGGAUUCUACGACUGGUGGUUGUGCCAUCAAUACAUCGUCUUCACAGAAUUAUGGGGCCACUCCGGCAUCCGUGUUUAUGCCACGCCCGCAAACCCACUUGCACUCUUCCUCCGUUUCUUUGACGCCGAACUGGCAAUCGAAGACCAUGAUCUACACCAUCGCAAGGGCUGGAAGAAGAGCAUGAACUACGGCAAGCAGACACUACUCUGGGAUCGUGCAUUCAAGACUGCCGGCGAUCGCAUUGAAACUAAACCUGAGCUUGUCGAUUACAACAGCCCAAUCACUCUUAAUGUCUUCGGUUGAGGGGAGUACGAUGUGGCACGUGGGUGCAAUGUUGAUGUAGAUGUAUGUCAAAUUGUCUUCGUCGCUCGUUCCACUGCGCAGUCCCACUUCAAAUUGACGUCUCUCCUUUGAGACUUCCGGCCGACUGCAAAUCAUCCCGCCCAAGCAGGGCCAGAUAAGUCGGGAGAGAUCCCAACAGGACGCAGUGGACGAUUGGGAGGAAGGGGGCGAUCGAGAUCAUAUUGGAUAUUGGGCAGUUGACUACGGCGGAGAUCUGAAUACGCGUAUACCCGACAUGUUUGGAAGUUUAUUGCAGAUUUAUUCCCAAUAUAUAGACUAGAAACAAAUGACACAGUCUUUACAGCUGAUAUUGCUUGGUAUGUUUUCUCAUACCGUUUUGAGGGCAAUUUUUACGCUUAC